Molecule: messenger RNA, 4597 nt
Organism: Apis cerana (Asiatic honeybee)
Lineage: Eukaryota; Metazoa; Arthropoda; Insecta; Hymenoptera; Apidae
Product: growth arrest-specific protein 2
Biological process (GO): actin crosslink formation
Cellular component (GO): actin filament
Molecular function (GO): actin filament binding; microtubule binding; cytoskeletal adaptor activity
Source: RefSeq, a predicted model, not a curated record
GCGUGAGUGCUGUCGUCUCGCGAUGUUCGACAGUGUUCGACGAUUCGAGCAAUCGACGAUUAUCCCUCGGAACACGGGGGCCGUAAACAUACGGUUGCCGCGAAUCGUUCAGCUUUGUGUCAUUCUGUGGACGAGUAUCACGUGCGUCCCGUGCCAAAUUGAUUGGCCACGUUGCGAGAACGAAUUGCAUCGAAAUCGUUUUACGGGCAUUCGAUCGUUUCGUGGUUAUUCCUUUGAUUGAACUUGGGAAUCGACGGAUGCCCCGUCGUGGCAUGGGAUGAGUGCUGUUGGAACGGAUCGGGUGAAAGAAUAUGUGGUUCCGCGCGGGAUAGAUAGAGUUCCUGUCUCACGGUGAUUAAAGAGGUAUAAAGAAGGUUGUGAAUUAUAUUUGUUGUUGGGUUGUCGAGGUGAUUGUGGAUACAUUGGAAGUUGGAAAAGUUUGGAAAAGUGCUCGCGUAAUCGACAGACGUGCCGGAUCGCGCGGCGUCGCCGGGGCUCUUCAGCAGUAGUCGAGAGGAUCCGGUGGAGGAAUCUGCGGCGCAGAAGGAGAAAAAAGAAAAGAAAAGGGGGAACACACGAAGGCGAUAAAGGGAGAAUCUGGUGGAGGAUCGACGAGAGGAAGUGGGGCGCCGGUGCUGGCCACCGGGACCAAUCAUCCUUUCCUUCCCCAGGAUGUCGUACGCCAAUCGAUUCCCGUCUUCGCAGCACACCCGUUAUCGAAGCAGCUGGGGACCCUCCUCGGUCACCGUGUUCAAUCGAGCCGAUGUGCCCAGGCCCUCGCCGGAAGAGGAAGAGUACGCCGAGUUCUAUCACGAGCGUCUGCACUCGGCACAGAGCAGACAGUUGCUGCCGUUGCAGGAGGACCUGGCCGAUUGGAUCAAUAAAACGUUGAACUCUGAAAUUGUAUCGGGAGACAACUUCUUCGACGCUCUGGACAAUGGCGUGGUGGUGUGUCGACUGGCGAGGGUUAUACAGGAAAAGGCGAGGACGGCGAUCGACGCUGGAAGAGCGAAAGGGCCCCUACCGGUGAUAAAAGGUCGUUGCUGGGAGAACGCGGCGCGUCGCAGUUUCUUCUCCCGCGACAACAUGGAGAACUUUAUACAAUUCUGCAGGCGUCUGGGCGUGCACGAGAAUCUUCUAUUCGAGAGCGACGAUCUCGUUCUACAUGGACAGCCGAGAAACGUUGUGUUGUGCCUGUUGGAAGUGGCCCGACUCGCGUCGAGGUAUUCCGUCGAACCACCAGGACUCGUGCAGCUCGAGAGGGAAAUCGCCGCCGAACAAGAGCGAGAUCUUCACUGUCUGUCUGAUAGCGGUAUAUCCCGCAGCAGUCUGGUUUCUUGGCAGUUUCAAUCACCGUCACCGACCGCAACGCCCAGACCUCCUUCAGAGAAGAUCAAACAUAGCAGUUCAGCAUCAGAAGUCGCGUUGACGGCGACAGGAUGGCUGGAUCCGAGCAACGGUGUGACGCACGAGCCCGAAAUGAGAAGGUCGAUGAGCGAUAAUGGGCCACCAAAAGGUAGCGAUGGGGAACCGAGCGACACGACCGAGGAUGACUGGUCACGUGGAAGCGCGGAGGAUCCGGACGAGCUUCCAUCGCCGACUAGUUCACCUUUGCCCUCGCCGGCCGAGCCACCAGAGCACACGGGUCCAAUAACGGAACUCGAUCGCAAGGUAAGAAGAGCUACAGAGGCCGUGCAGAGACUUUGCCAGUGCCCCUCCGAGAGAUGUUCCAAACUGAAGGUGCGAAAGGUUGGCGAAGGACGGUAUCAUAUCGCUGGGCGAAAUGUCUUCAUCAGGCUUUUGAAGGGGAGACACAUGAUGGUCAGAGUAGGCGGGGGUUGGGACACCUUGGAACAUUUCUUGGCGAGGCACGACCCUUGUCAGGUGAGGACUCUCAACGCGAGCACGCCGCCUUCUCCUCACGGCAACAAGCACACCAACUUUCUUCCCAUUCGCGCCAAGUAUCGCAGUCCUCCGCCGGAAUCCGUCUCGGCCCGCUAGCCUAAAAGCACAGUGCCUGUUAUAAAUCCACGCCACUUCACGUUCAUAUUGCUGUUGUUGGUUCGUUUCGUACAAGUAGAGAAACAACACGUUCGACAGGGUCAACUCUCGUUCCGCGUUUCUGUUUCUGAAGCAUAAGAGGUUGCAAGGAUACCAAGCUGAUAGAUCGAACAUAUGCAUGCUUGAAUUCUUUAUGGAGUAAAGAAAAGUCACUAGCAUUUUUGGAAAACGGUAUAUCCUCCUUCUUUCCAACUAUCGUCUAUAGUGUGUUGAGGAUUUUUUCGGAUUCGAAAAACUAUCAGCCAAUGUAUCUCUGUGCUACUCUUAUGAUUUAUAUACAUACACUACAGAUUUGUGUACACCAUUAUCUGUCACAUAUGUAUAAAUUAUACAGAGGAUGGCACUAUUUUUUCUUACAUUUAAUACGCCUGGGAAGCACUAACAAUUCACGUAUGUUCUAACAAGCGUGUUAAUAUGUCAUCUUUCUUUAAUAUCGAGGAAACGAUAUUCCUUGAUAUUCCUUCAUUUUCAUAUAUGUAUAAAUCUUGACGAAUAUGUAUAUUGUAUAGAUUUAUUUACGUUCACUCGUUUUUUUUAUACACUCAUAUAAGGUUAUAUUUUGUGUUUAUAUUACGAGCUAUGUACUAUACAUGUACGUAUAAAAAUACGACUUGCGUUUAUUUAUAUAUUUCCUUAUAUAUUCGCGUAAGUUGUUCAUUUAGAAAUACAAAGACUUGCCUUUCAAUUCGUAAACGUUUAAGUGUUACGCAUUCCACGGAUGAUAGGCAUAUUAACGCUUGAUUUGGAAGUUAUCUAACAGAAAUAGAUGGGAGGGCAAUGCACCUGGUAGAGGUAGUCGUAAUACCGCAAUGACCAAAGUUUGUAAUGGUAUACAUAUAUGUCGAAACGACCACGGGCAAUAAUAGUUUAUCGGAAUAUCGAAGGUAACGGUGAACAGUCUGUCCAUUGCGACUCGAACAAUUUGCCUCAGUUUCGAAGUCGAUCUAUGCGUAUAAUUAGAAGAAAGUGCAAUUAAGGACUCAGGUAAUGUUUUAAAUCGAUGUUUAUCAGGCUAAAUAGAAUUACAGGAAAUUGUGCUUUUUGAUCGAACGACUCCGUCUUUUGUAAAAAUGCAAACUUUAAGGGAUAGAUAAUCGUUUAAGAGAUUGCGGGAUUUCUGCCUAUUUUAUGGACAAACGAGAAAAAAGGAAUACACGAUAAUAAUUACUUAUUUGUACUUGGUCAUUGCUGCGGCCCAUAUGGGUGAAUCUCGUAGUGCACUUAAAUAUUUUUCGCAAUAAACAAUGUAAGGCACAUAGAUUAUAAUAAAUAAAAAAACAGGGUCGGUUAAAUGGAUUAAUCGCACGCUUAAAAUAUUUAAGUAUUUAUCGUUAGAUUAUUAUAAAAUAAUCGUGUCAAGAAAUUGACUCGAAAUAUCAUUAUACUUCAUGUUCAAAGAAUAUCUUUGAACUUUUUUCAUUAUUAAAAUAAAAAUCUAACUUUUUACAUUAUUCUUAUAAUUACCGACCCUGAUGAUAAUUCUUACACUUUGGCACAUAAUCGAUACAUAUUAAAUCGGCUAACAUGCAAAAUGCUUUACGAUAACUGCCAUAAUAUAUGUUUUGUACUUUUAUAAUAAAUACGUAGGAUAAGGAGUAACAAAGGACGUAUUGUAUCGAAAUUACAAGGCGAUGUGUAUUUAUUCGGUUCACAGAAAUGCAAGGACACAGUGUGCAAAGGAAUACCAAAGCAAAGAAAUAUACGACGAGCAAUGUCGGCACGUUGAGGCUAUUAACGUUGUCGUUCAGAGCUUUUUGUUUUGUUAGACCUUUUCCUUUCUCUCGUCUAAAUUGAUUUUGUACCAUAGUGUUAUUUUUUUUUAAAUUAUUAUUCGACGCGUAGUCUGUAAUCGUUCUCUACAUAUCUGUUUCCUUCUUUACAUAUUUUAUUUGCAAAGUGUAUUUAUUUGUAAAUUAUAACAGAAUCAAUUGCAAAUGUAACGAUAAAAGCAAAUUUAUUAUUUUUCAUAGUGUCAUUAUUACUACGCGCGAAUGAAACUAUUCCGCCAUACUAUAUUAUUAUUAUCAAAAAUGCGUUAUUUGAUAAGUAUAUGUAUAUGCUACGGUUAAGUUGUAUGUACCUGUUUAAUUCGACGGAGAAUAUUUUAAAAUAUUUUUCGUCAAACGAAAUUUUAUAUUUGUGGAUAUAAUACCAUGCGUUUUGUUUAUAUUAGUUGCUAUCGUGUAAAUUCAUUUAUAUAAUGCUAUAUUUUUUGUUGAAAAGUGAAAUGAACUUUAAUUAUGAAUGAAAUUAUAAAUAUUUCAUUGCACGAUAGGUAUCUUUGACACUAUCCUCAAAAUCAUAUCUUGUUUAUUUUUUCAUAAUUCGUAAUGUGAUAUUGUUAUAUAUCGCAUAUUCCACUUUUUUACUUAAUGUUAGUAAUCAAAACAUGCUUUUGUGAAAGUAACUCAUAACUAGUUCGUAUAUUUCAUAUAACGUACAUACAUAUGCCGCUAAUAAUGUUAGUUUUAUUUAAGUAUGAUACUAUUAUGUUAAUUGUUAUAUUUUGUUGAACAAUAAAAUAUUUAAUUAUGAA